AGUUUUGACACUCGGAGUCACUUGAGUCUCGACACAGUAAUUUUGUAAUUGUUCAAAUGAGGUUAUAAAAAGAUUUGUAAUAAAAUUGUAUAAAUAUCUACGUAAACUACUACUACAAAAUAUCAUCGUAUUUAAUUGAAAAGAAUGGCCUUAAUUAGAGCUGGCUUGCAAAGGCUAGCCAGCGUAUUUAGCAAUGGGCAAGGUGGAAUGCUAUCAAGAUUUAUAACAAACAAUGCUCCAGCUCAAAAUCAAUCUGUAGUCGAUACUACGAAAGAUGUAAUAUCUACAUGCAACAAACUCAUUGAAGAUAGAGCUUCACGUAAUUUUGCCAUAGUACAUUUACUGGGUAAGCAGUGGAGAGUUACAGACGGCGACUUGUUAGUUGUUGAGGGAUACUGGCCGCCAAAUAUUGGUGAUAAAAUAACACUAGACAAAGUUCUGCUUGCUGCUACUAAAGACUUCUCUUUAAUUGGUAGACCCAUUGUUCAACCAGGAUUAGUCACAGUUACCGCUACAAUUAUAUCGAAAGGGCUCUCGCACACACGAACACACUUCAAAAAGAAGAGAAGGAAGCAGUUCAUGAGAAUUAACUUUCAAAGAGCUGAACAAACUAUGCUCAGGAUAAAUUCUGUUGUUAUAAAUAAUAGAAUAAAUGAAGCCCCCAAGAAUGUCUUUUAGAUAAGUAUAGAAUUUAGUUUAGAAUAAAGUGUUAUAAUAAAUGAAGUGUUUUUA
Messenger RNA from Zerene cesonia (dogface butterfly), 732 nucleotides. It is a transcript of the gene mRpL21, whose product is annotated as 39S ribosomal protein L21, mitochondrial. Bases 145 to 678 code for a protein of 177 amino acids. Lineage: Eukaryota; Metazoa; Arthropoda; Insecta; Lepidoptera; Pieridae. Gene Ontology annotation, biological process: translation. Gene Ontology annotation, cellular component: mitochondrial large ribosomal subunit; ribosome. The transcript is spliced from 2 exons. Gene Ontology annotation, molecular function: structural constituent of ribosome; RNA binding. The record is from RefSeq and is a predicted model, not a curated record.